Molecule: messenger RNA, 3455 nt
Organism: Delphinapterus leucas (beluga whale)
Lineage: Eukaryota; Metazoa; Chordata; Mammalia; Artiodactyla; Monodontidae
Source: RefSeq, a predicted model, not a curated record
GUAGGCUGCGUGCGGGGGUGGGACCCCGAGGCCUGCGCGUGGGCCUGGAGGGUCGCUUCUGUGGCUGUUUUCCGAUAGUUUGGGGUGGGGUGGCUUGGCCCGGCUCGCGAAGCUUGCGGACGCGCCCUGGCGGCCCCGCCACACCGCCGGAGUCCAACUCCAAGCGGCGAAGGCACUUUGAGGGAAUGGCGUCCUCGGAGGGAGGCUUUUGUCACGCCUGAGGCGGGCCUGAGAUGUCUCACCUUAGUGCUCACCUGGACCUCGCUCCUUUUACAGAAGGUGAUUCUGGGCUGGCCUGUGACUUGCUCUGACCAGUGGAAUGUGCUGGAAGUGAUGCUAUGCCCUUGGGAGGCUGCACUGUGCCGUAAAGGAGCUCAGGCUAGAUUACUGGCUGAUGAGAGGCCAUGCAGAGAGGGAGAGGCCAGGAGGAGGAACCUGAGGCGCCAGAGGUGAAUGAAGCCUUCCCACCCAGCCCACCUACUGUUGGAAUGCAGUCUCCAGAACAAACUACAAUCUCAGAGGAGGAGAGACCACGGUGAAGGAGGGACUAAAGGCAGCUGCGUCGGAACCUGGAAGGGGCCUUCCCUCCUUUUGAAGAAUGGCUCCUUCUUGGCAGAGGCUGGGUUUAUAUGCCUCUCUUCUGAAAAGGCAGCUAAAUGAUGGUCCAGAUGUCAUCAAAUGGGGAAGGAGAGUGAUUCCAGGAUGUUCCAGAGGUAUUUACAGUGCCACGGGAAAGUGGACCAAAGAGUAUACGCUGCAGACAAGAAAGGAUGUGGAGAAAUGGUGGCAUCAACGAAUAAAAGAACAGGCCUCCAAAAUUUCAGAAGCUGAUAAAUCAAAGCCCAAGUUUUACGUGCUUUCCAUGUUCCCUUAUCCUUCCGGCAAGCUGCACAUGGGCCACGUGCGUGUGUACACCAUCAGCGACACCAUUGCACGCUUCCAGAAGAUGAGAGGGAUGCAGGUUAUCAAUCCUAUGGGAUGGGAUGCAUUUGGAUUGCCUGCCGAAAAUGCUGCGAUCGAGAGGAAUCUACAUCCAGAAAGUUGGACGCAGAGUAAUAUUAGACACAUGAGGAAACAACUUGAUCGACUGGGCCUGUGUUUCAGCUGGGAUAGAGAAAUAACCACAUGUUUACCAGAUUACUACAAAUGGACUCAGUAUCUCUUUAUUAAACUCUAUGAAGCUGGACUGGCCUAUCAGAAAGAGGCCUUGGUUAACUGGGACCCAGUGGAUCAAACAGUGCUUGCCAAUGAGCAGGUGGAUGAACAUGGCUGUUCGUGGCGUUCUGGAGCAAAGGUGGAACAGAAGUACCUCAGACAGUGGUUUAUUAAGACAACUGCUUAUGCAAAGCCCAUGCAGGACGCGCUGGCAGACCUUCCAGAAUGGUACGGAAUAAAAGGCAUGCAGGCCCACUGGAUCGGGGACUGUGUGGGCUGCCAUUUGGACUUCACAUUAAAGGUUGAUGGGCAAGUCACAGGAGAAAAGCUGAGCGCCUACACGGCCACCCCCGAGGCCGUUUACGGCACCGCCCACGUGGCCAUCUCUCCCAGCCACAGACUCUUACAUGGGCACAGCUCUCUGAAGGAAGCCUUUCGGAAGGCUCUCAUCCCUGGCAAAGAUUGCCUCACGCCCGUGACAGCUGUGAACAUGCUCACCCAGCAGGAAGUCCCUGUUGUCAUCUUGGCCAAAGCUGACUUUGAGGGCUCUCUGGAUGCAAAAAUAGGAAUUCCCAGCACCAGCUUAGAGGACACUGUCUUAGCCCAAACCCUGGGCCUGUCGUACUCUGAAGUCAUUGAAACCAUGCCAGAUGGCACGGAGAGACUGAGCAGCUCUGCGGAGUUCACAGGUAUGAACCGGCCGGAUGCAUUUCUAGCCCUGACUCAGAAAGCCCGGAGGAAGAGAGUGGGCGGAGAGGUGACAAGUGAUAAACUGAAGGACUGGCUGAUCUCUCGGCAGCGGUACUGGGGCACGCCCAUCCCCAUGGUCCACUGCCCGGCCUGCGGUCCUGUGCCCGUGCCUCUGGAGGACUUGCCUGUGACCUUGCCCAGCAUCACCUCUUUCACUGGCAAGGGAGGCUCCCCACUGGCCUCGGCUUCGGAGUGGGUGAAUUGCUCCUGCCCUAGGUGCAAGGGAGCAGCCACGAGAGAGACAGAUACGAUGGAUACCUUUGUUGAUUCUGCUUGGUACUACUUCAGAUAUACCGACCCUCAGAAUACUCAGAGCCCUUUCAGCACAGCGUUGGCAGAUUACUGGAUGCCUGUGGAUUUGUACAUUGGAGGGAAAGAACAUGCUGUCAUGCACUUGUUCUAUGCAAGAUUCUUCAGUCAUUUUUGCCAUGAUCAAAAAAUGGUCAAGCACAGAGAGCCUUUUCAUAAACUGCUGGCCCAAGGCCUUGUCAAGGGACAGACGUUCUGCCUACCAUCUGGACAGUAUCUACAGCGAGAGGAAGUAGAUCUCACAGGUUCUGUUCCUGUUCAUGCAAACACGAGGGAGAAGUUAGAGGUGACUUGGGAGAAGAUGAGCAAAUCCAAGCACAAUGGCGUGGACCCCGAGGCCGUUGUGGAGCAGUACGGCAUUGACACCAUCCGGCUCUACAUCCUUUUCGCCGCCCCUCCUGAGAAGGAUAUCUUGUGGGAUGUAAAAACCGACGCUCUCCCUGGGGUGCUGAGAUGGCAGCAGCGUCUCUGGUCCUUGGCAACUCGAUUUAUCGAGGCCAGGGUUUCUGGGAAGGUUCCCAGGCCUCAGCUGUUGAGUAACGAGGAGAAAGCCGAGGGAAGGAAGCUGUGGGAGUACAAGAACUCCAUCAUCUCUCAGGUGACUGCCCAUUUCACAGAGGACUUCUCACUGAAUUCUGCGAUUUCUCAACUGAUGGGACUCAGCAGUGCCCUCUCGCAAGCUUCUCAGAGAGUUGUUCUCCACAGCCCUGAGUUUGAGGAUGCUCUCUGCGCCUUGAUGGUGAUGGCUGCUCCCAUGGCCCCUCACAUAACCUCGGAGCUCUGGGCAGGCCUGGCGCUGGUGCCAAGGAAGCUGUGUACUCACUACGCCUGGGACACCAGUGUGCUGCUUCAAGCCUGGCCAGCUGUGGACCCACAGUUCCUCCAGCAGCCCGAUGUUGUACAGAUGGCGGUUCUGAUCAACAACAAAGCCUGCGGCAAAAUCCCUGUGCCCCAACAAGUUGCCCAGGACCAGGACAAAGUCCACGAACUGGUUCUCCAAAGUGAACUGGGUGUCAGGCUCUUGCAGGGGCGAAGCAUCAAGAAGGCCUUCCUCUCCCCCCGAACCGCCCUCAUCAACUUCCUGGUGCAGGAGUGACUAAAGGGAUGCUGCGGCUACCACGAGGGCUUGAGGCACCUCCUCCAGGCCUGGGAUGAAGGAAGGAGUCUGGGGCCCAGAGACAGGAAAAAAACAAAUGUCUUUUUUAUAUAUAUACAUAAAUUUUUUUUAUUUAUUUAUUUAU